Messenger RNA from Haliotis rufescens (red abalone), 2502 nucleotides. RefSeq lists its product as uncharacterized. The coding region runs from base 148 to 2007 and encodes 619 amino acids. The transcript is spliced from 11 exons. Gene Ontology annotation, molecular function: scavenger receptor activity. Lineage: Eukaryota; Metazoa; Mollusca; Gastropoda; Lepetellida; Haliotidae. The record is from RefSeq and is a predicted model, not a curated record.
CGACAACAAGGCAUUGUCGCGCUUCUGGCCGUAUUCCCUCUUUGAUAGUUAUCACAGGAACACUAUCUUGAAUGAAAAACUAUAUUGGAAGGGACUGCACCUCUAAGAACCAAGCUAAUGUCGCGCAACUAAUAACCUGCCCCCCCCAUGGCUACGUGGAACAUCGUUUGGCUAAUAGGGACGUGUGUGAUUCUCUCGUUAGGAAGUGGACAAAACACUGCACUAAACAAACCAACAUGGAUGAGUAGUACCAGGAGAGUACAAUACGCCCACACAGCGGUAGAUGGGGAGACUGACGCGUACAACGAGUCACUGACAAUCCACACCAAGCUGAAUGAGCCCAGUGCCUGGUGGAAGGUUGACCUUGAGACGGAGGUUCAGUCUCCACUGAUCAUCCUCUAUUUCAGAUCUGACUACAAGGCUCGCCGUAAUGGGAUACAAUUUUAUACUUCUGUUACAAAUCCUGUUACUCCAAAAGACGGAAAUCUAUGUUACACGGUCAGAGGACGGAGUGACGGCAGAGAUAUUCCUGAUAUUCUGAACGUUACCUGUGAUGAAACCUUUCGUUACCUGACUCUAUACACUGAGACAGCCAAUGACCACAGUGGCCCUGUGUUAGACUUUGCUGAAGUACAGGUGUGGAAUACGUACCAAUCAUACAGCCCAUUCACAGGAGAUGACGUUGAUGAUACUCACACACAAUUUGCAAAUAUAAAGGCUUUGGUCACAGGUAAUGGCCGAAACGUUGCACUGAAUAAAGAAACAUCGAUGAGCAGUACAAGGAGAGUUCAAUAUUCCCGGAGAGCUGUUGACGGAGUAACUGAUGGUAAUGACGAGUCAAUGACAAUACACACCAAGGAAGACAAACCCAAUGCAUGGUGGAAGGUAGACCUCGAGAUGGAGGUACAUUCUCCCUUGGUUAGACUCUUCUUCAGGUAUGACUAUAUGAAACGGCGUAAAGGCAUACAGUUCUACACAUCACAAACGGAUUCCCCUGAUCCCAAGGAAGGUGAUUUGUGCUACACUGUCACAGGACGUGCGGAUGGUAGAGACAUCCCGGAUGUACUGUAUGUGAACUGUUCUGGUGCCUGGCGCUACUUGACCGUCUAUACAGAAACAAAUAAUGAUGGAGGUGGUGCUGUUUUAGACUUUGCUGAAGUAGAAGUGUGGAUUCCAAAGUCAACGUUAACGACAGUCCCCCCAGGCUGUGCGACAGGACAGAGGUAUGGACCUAAUUGUAGGAAGUCAUGCAUUGCUCGGCACUGUAGAAUGGCGUCCAGUUGUGAUGUGACACAAGGUGCGUGUGACGGUGGAUGCAAGGCUGGAUGGCGUGGAACAGACUGCACACAGGUUUGCCCUGGUGGUGUCUACGGUGUCGACUGCAGCAAUGGGUGUGGUAGGUGUGGUAACAACAGUUCGUGUCACCACGUGACCGGAAUCUGUCCAGAAGGAUGUGAGACGGGGUGGCAGUUGGAUCUAUGCAAAGAAGCCUGUCCUAAAGGGAAGUACGGAGUGAACUGUGUGUCUGACUGCGGUCACUGUAAUCGGACGUGUGACGUGGUGGACGGGAGAUGUCUUCACGGAUGCAGUAAUGGAUACAUCGGUCCUCGUUGUCUACGCGCCAUUGCCUGUCCUAAAGGGAAGUACGGAGUGAACUGUGUGUCUGACUGCGGCCACUGUAAUGGGACGUGUGACGUGGUGGACGGGAGAUGUCUUCACGGAUGCAGAAAUGGAUACAUCGGUCCUCGCUGUCUACGCGCCAUUGAAACAACGAACAUACUUCCCAACAAAUCGACACAAUCUUUUACCAACAUAACUGGUUUGGGGGUUCUUCUUGGUGGACUUGUGGGUAUGGUGCUGACACUUAUGCUAGCUGUUGGAGUGUAUCUAUGUUUACGCUGCCGAAAAAGUGGGUUGUACUUGAAUCGCAGGUCUGUGGAGGCGGAGAAGAGUAAAGACACACAGGAAUCGCAUACCAUUGUCAAAAGAAUCGAGACCUGUGUCUAGAACAUCUGAAGGCAUCCACUGAUAGCUAUGGGAACUACAAAUAGUACAAGCUGACAAAUGAAGAAUUCGUCAGGAAUUGAAGAAUGUUGAAACUGACAAAGGAUGCAUUUUAUGUAGACAUACCAGUUUAUCUCCCCCCAUUGUUCUAAAACAGUAUUCUUACAGGUCAUUCCACAGCCUGUUUCUCGUGUCGGAAUGCUUCAUUGACAUAGCUGGUUUUCACUGACUGGUACCACCUUGUACCAGUUCCAAGAUAUUGCCAUGCUACUGCAUGUUCCUCAUUAUAAUGCCUACCACUAGGCUUAAUAACACAGCACUGUGUAGUUGUAGCCCUUGGCCGUACCCUCAUCUGCUGCUCAGAGCUUCAAAUCCAAGAUUCCCCCUAUGUACUUUUUGUUUUAAUGUUAGUAAAAUGUUAUAUUAAUAUCAUAUAAAAUAUGCGUGUAAUAAAAGACAAUAAAUAAGUGUGCGCACCAUAUUAUUUCUUGUUACAAA